AUUUCAUUAGAAAAUAUACUACAUAGUUUCACCCGUUUAUCACCCGACCCACCCGUUUCACCCGGUGGGUGACGGAUGGAUGGAUGUGGGUGGAGCGGAUGGAUGCGGGUGAUGCUCCACCCACCCCGAAUCCCAUCCUGAUAAAAGGAUUUUGCAAUAUAUGUAUAUAUAUAAUGAGUUUCAAUAAUUCUAAUUUCCAAAUAGAACAAGUUAGAUAGAUUAGAGAUUAUGUAAAUGAUAUUAAGUCCAAUUUAGCACAUCAUCAUCAAUAGUAAUAUAUCAUUAAACUUUCAAAUCUUAAAGUCUAGUUAAGAAUCACCUUUUGUUUCUUUUAUAGUAGUAUUUUUUUUUGAAGGAAUCUCAUAUCUACUUUCUGCAUAAACAUAUAAACUGUUUAUCAUUCAUCCAUAACAAUAAUCAAAUCUAAGCAAAACUUAAUCUCAAAAUUAUCAAUAUAAAAUUCCACAUAAAGUUUGACAUCUUGUUUCUAGAAAAGACUAUAUAGUAUACUACUAAUAUUAACAGUACACUUGAAUGAUACAGAAAAUAUAAUAAACCCCCAAUUUUUGUUCUCCAAAUGUCCACUGCAAAAUCGCCUUUCCCUCCAAAUCAAUUUUCACUUCUUCCCACCAAAAAUUUCGAAUUUGCUUCGUUUACUUCCAAGAACCCUCAAUUCCCAAAUCAAUUUCAAUUUCUUGGCGAUAAUUUUUGAUUUCUUGCGAAACUAAGUUUCCGUUCAUAUGCAACUGAAGGUGCCAUCAGCCAUGGAUGGAAAUAUGAUUGCAGUCAUAGAUGGAAAGAAUGCACUUGUUGAAAGUGAUAUUAAUAGGAACAAGAAGAGGUCACCGGCGUGGGAUCAUUUCGAGAAGUUACCGACUUUAAGCAAGAAUGAAGGGAAAGCGAAAUGUAUACACUGUGAUUCUGUUUUCAGUGCUACCCCUAGGAGUGGAACGUCUCAUUUAAAGCGUCAUAUGGAAAGGUGUGUCAAGCGUACGGCACUCGAUAUUCAACCAAUUUCGAUGGAUUUUGGGUUCAAUGACUUUGAAGGCAGUGGACCGAGUAUUAAGCUUGGGAAGAGGGUCUCGAAGGUUUGGCAUGAGUACGAGUUGUUUCCAGCUCCUAAUAUGAAUGAUGCUAAAGCCAAGUGCAAGCAUUGUAAGCUGGUUCUCUCUGCAGCUUCCAAAAAUGGGACGUCUCAUCUAAAGCGUCAUUUAGACAAGUGUUCAAAGCGUGUGACUCUGACUGGUAAUAUAGACCAAUACUUUCUUUGUAAUGAGAAGUUAGUUGAAGGAAAUGAUUUUAAUAAGUUGCCAAAAGAUGGUUCUGCAACUAGUAGUUUGAAGCCCCUUUCAACAAUUGGUGGGAAUUUGGCUGAAGGAAGCAAAUUGAUGGAAAAUGGCCAGGUUGACCAGGAUGAGCUUCAAAGAUAUAUAUCAAUCUGUAUUAUAAAAGGAGCUCAUCCAUUUAGCUUUGUGGAAGAGAGAGGGUUUAGGUCUAUGAUGUCCAAAGCAUAUCCACAAUUCAAACCAUUUAGUCGAGCGAUUGUCAGAAAGGAACUGUUUUCUAUGUAUUUGAAAGAGAGAGACAACAUAAAAGAGAUUUUAGCCAAGGCUCCGGGCCGCAUAUGUUUGACGGUUGGUAAUUGGAGAGCAAGAGACACAAAAGAUGAGUAUAUUUGUGUCACUACACAAUUCAUUGAUGAGCACUGGAGGUUGCUGAGGAGGGUUUUGUGUUUUAAAUCCUUAGCACCCCCAUAUGAUGGAACUUAUAUUGCAGAUGAAUUGGCAUGUUUAUCAUCGCAGUACAAUAUUGAAUGUAAAACCUUCACCAUCACAGUGGAUGAAGCUUCUUACGACAAGUCAACAGUGUCUUCUAUUAAAAGAGGCCUUCUCACAAAGAAGGCUUCGGUUAGUGGUGGUUCUUUUUUUCAAGUGAAUUGCUAUGCUCAUAUACUAAAUUUUCUUGCACAAUCUUCCUUGAAGUUGGUUGAUGACAUUGUUGAUAGAAUCCGCGAGUUGGUGAAGUAUGUCAACAAGUCGCCACUUCAAAGAAAGAAGUUCUUUGAUCUUGCUGAGAGGACGUUUGAAUUGCAAGCAAGGAAAAGGCUGAGCCUUGAUGUCAUGCUUAGAUGGAAUUCCACAUAUAAACUAAUUGAUCGCACUAUUUACUAUAAGAGUGUGUUCAAGCAUCUUUUAGAGUCAAAACAAGAACUAAGCAGUUUGGCACUUUCCAAAGAAGAGUGGCAGAAGUUGAGCAUCAUUCACAAGUUCCUAAGGGUUCUUUAUGAUGUAACUCACUUGCUUUCAGCCACCAAUGGCCCAACAGCAAAUUUAUUUCUAAAGGGGAUGUUGAUGGUUCAUUGCCGCAUGAUGGAAAUAGCAAAAGGUCCAAACUUGUUCUUGGCUCAUGCUGUUCAAGCCAUGCAAGUAAAAUUCAAUGAUUUCUGGUGUGAGAAUAACUUGAUAUUAUCUUGUGCUGCAAUCUUGGAUCCACGGUACAAGGUAAAAUUUGUGGAAUAUUGCUAUAUGAAACUCUUCGGUCCGGCUAAUUUUGAGGAUCGUGUUAGUAAAGUUGUAAAUACUCUUUAUUGUUUGUUUGCUGAGUAUAAGCGACAAUCACUACACUUUUCCUCUCCAGCCGUGGGAUCUUCUAGUGUUAAUACAAACUUUGUUGGUGGUGAUGAUGAGGGUGACAUGUUUGGAGACUAUGAUCAAUUUCUGAGCUCAACAUCAAGAUCACAAGGGAACAAGUCAGAAUUGGAUCUCUACUUAGAAGAGCUGAGUUAUGAUUUAAAUUCUGAAUUAGAUGUGUUAGAGUUCUGGAGUAGAAGUUCGAUGAGGUAUCCUACUCUCUCGUUCAUGGCACGUGACAUCCUAUCUAUACCAGUGUUCACAGUUAAUUCCAAAGAGGCAUUUAGCUUUGGGAACAAAACUCUGUCUUCUGUUCAAAGCUCUAUUAUGCCCGAGACACUUCAAGCUUUAUUGUGUCUUCAAGAUUGGUUAGGUGCAGAAGAUAACUCAGAUGACCAAACUGUUACAGCUGAGGAUCCCAGUGGGUCCAGUGAAGAUGCUGAAUACGACAAUGAUGAUGAUGAUAGUGUACUUACCGAUUCUUUUUAGAAAAAAUGCUAAAUGAAGAACUUGUUCUCCGCCCAGUGGAGAGGAGAAAUUUGUGUGGGGACCAAACCAAGUGGAUUACUGAAAUGUGCCCCCUCGCUUGUUCAGUGGAGAAUUUUUUCAAAUAGCCCGACUCAUUCAGAUCUUACACUUAUGAUACCGUAUACCAACUUUGGAGCACUCUUUAACCUGCUCAAGGCCAAAAUACCUGCUUAUGUUCCUAUUCACUACUCAGUACAGUGUAUGAUCCUGGACAGUGACCAAAAAGGGAUGAAUAUAUAUAUGCAAAUGCAACCCUGAUAUCUUAAUUUCUGCGCAUACUGGAUUCUGGUCUUAGUCCUUGUGAACCAGCAUGCAGUAAAUAAAAGGGAGGUUGCAUCAUGCAUGUU
Molecule: messenger RNA, 3505 nt
Organism: Beta vulgaris subsp. vulgaris (sugar beet)
Lineage: Eukaryota; Viridiplantae; Streptophyta; Magnoliopsida; Caryophyllales; Amaranthaceae
Product: zinc finger BED domain-containing protein RICESLEEPER 2
Exons: 4
Coding region: 741-3119 (792 amino acids)
Molecular function (GO): protein dimerization activity; DNA binding
Source: RefSeq, a predicted model, not a curated record